AUGUCGGGUGUAUGGAUAUUUGACAAAAAUGGUGUGGCUCGAUUGAUAUCCAAUCCAACCAGAGAAUCCUUCGAGGAAAAAGAUCCUAUUUAUCCAGGAACGUCGACCGCACCAGGGGCUCGACCACGGGACCUAGUCUACCGCCCCACGAACCAAGUGAUCCGCUCCUACUCCGAACUGGAGCAGCGUCUGGGUGAGCUUGGCUGGACUCGCUACUACAACUUGGACCAACCUGAGCUUCUUCAAUUCCACAAAUCAGCAAACUCAUGUCACCUCAUUUCCCUCCCAAGAAACUUCGCCAACUUCAGGUCCAUACAUAUGUACGACAUUGUCGUCAAGAACUGGUCUUUCUUCGAAGUACGUGAUCCUUCACAGACGUGA
Molecule: messenger RNA, 381 nt
Organism: Gossypium arboreum
Lineage: Eukaryota; Viridiplantae; Streptophyta; Magnoliopsida; Malvales; Malvaceae
Product: flowering-promoting factor 1-like
Exons: 1
Coding region: 1-381 (126 amino acids)
Biological process (GO): regulation of flower development
Source: RefSeq, a predicted model, not a curated record